Molecule: messenger RNA, 534 nt
Organism: Myotis davidii
Lineage: Eukaryota; Metazoa; Chordata; Mammalia; Chiroptera; Vespertilionidae
Gene: FGFRL1
Product: fibroblast growth factor receptor-like 1
Source: RefSeq, a predicted model, not a curated record
UGGCACGACGGCUCCUACCUCAGCAAGCUGCUCAUCACUCGCGCCCAGCAGGACCACUCGGGCAUGUACAUCGGCCUGGACGCCAACAAUGGCUACAGCUUCUGCAGCCCCUUCCUCACCCUGGGGCCAUACCCAAAGUCGCUAGGGCCACCCGUGGACCCCUCGUCCUCAGCCACGAGGCUACUGUGGCCCGUGAUCAUCCUGGGCACCAUCCUGGGCACGGUGCUCCUGUGAUUCUGCCAGUCCAAGAAGAAGCCGUGCACGCCUGUCCCCGCGCCCUCUAGACCGCGGCAGGAGCAAGGACCUGCCCCUGUCACCAGCCCUCCGGGGCUGUGUGAAGAGUUUGGCCCGGUGGCCCCCCAGCACCUGCUGGGCCCUAGGUCAGCUGCCGGCCCCAAGCUUUACCCCAGACUCUACACAGACAUACGCGUGUGCAUGUACAAGCACACACACUCACACACAGUUGCACACACUGACGUCUCACAGUCACACCUACACACCUGCGUCUGUAGCUUCGCAUAUUUAUCUUGUUAA